GUUAGGCAAACAAGUAGAGCGUUCGAAGCAAUUCAUAUACUUGCACAUUCUAUGUGUUCAUAUUGGAAGAUAUUUCUUUAUAAAAGAAGAAAGUUUUACUAAAAACUACAUGAGGCUAUAGUCAAACUAAAGCUGCUUUUUGGACUUUGAUUCUAUUUCGCAGUGAUAUAAAACCUAUGGUUGGCAAACGGGAAAACGUCCAUCAAUAAUCCAGACUACAGCAUGUUAUGAGUCACUAACAAGCAGAGUGCAAUGCAGUAUAGUCUAACUCCAUAUAGCUAGGUUGCUAACACAUUUACGAAUCAACGGCGUUGCGGUAAGGUCGAUUGCAAAGUGUCAUAUAGCUUAUUCAGCAAAUAUUUCAGUAUAUGUAUAGUGUAGCUGUUGCUAAAAUUAUGGUUCCUCAAUAUAGGCAUAGACAGAACAUGAAGUUCGGUUUUGUAAUUCUAUACUGCGUUGUGCAACUAGCUGUUGUUGUUGUGGCAGAUGACCCACCAGGUCACAUGCAACCCAUUGGUUCACACAUGCCACCCAUGCCUAUAGAGGAAAGAGACGAUCUCCCAAACCCAAUCGAGUUUUACGAUAAUUACGUCAAACCUGGGGUACCAGUUGUGUUUAAAGGAAUAGCAAAGAAGUUUCCUAACUUUAACGAUAUGAAGAGUGAUGAAUAUUUAAGAGAGAAACAUGGUGACUUUGAAGUGUUAGUCGAAACAGCUAAGAAAGAAGAUAGAAACAAUCCUCCACGUACGAUGAAUUUAUCAAACUAUCUUUCCAUCUAUGAGAAAGAAGAUGUUUAUGUUGUGCAGACAAUGUUUCCACCAGAAGCCUUUACAAAGGAAGCAUUCGUACCGAAAUGUCUUCUGUGCCAGGGAUUCUUGGAUCGACUGAAUAUGGUGAUCAUGUGGCUCUCAUCCGGCGGUACAAAAUCUGUCCUUCACAACGAUUCGUUCGAAAAUCUUAACUGUGUGCUUGAUGGGACAAAGGAAUUUGUCAUGAUUGACAGGAAACAUGCCGACCUCGUUCCCAUCGAUAAUCCCGAUAGGGGUUUUAGUUCAGUUGACGUUGAAAAAGUCGACAUGCACAAGUACCCAACGUUAGGCAAAUUACCUUGGUACAUCGCGAAUAUGGAGGCAGGAGAUUGCUUUUAUAUACCAAAGAAUUGGUUUCAUCACGUUAAUUCUUCUCAAACUCGAAACUUAGCGAUCAACAUUUGGUGGAGAAGUUCUAAAGAAUUUAAACAUAGAGAAGAGUGUGAGAAAAGUCUCGCAGAUAUUCCAGAAUAUGACACGUUAUGGAACUAUCGCUUAAACAAUGGCAUCAAAAUUGAAGAUUUGGUAUUUGCCGACGCCUUUUCGGAGAACGGCACAACCACGUUGAUAAAUCUUUUAAAAAUAACUUAUAAAACUCUUCCAAAAGAGAUGGAAGCAAAACAGAAAAGGGAGGCUUUAGAGAAACUACAAGAACUAUUUUACCAAGCAGACGCAAACAAAGACAAACUACUGAGCAAGGAUGAAAUAACCUCGACGGCCAGCAGCUUAGUUCAAGAUUUCUUGACUGAUGAAGCUGUUCUUGAAGAAGAAGUCGAUGAGUUGUACGACGAAGUAAAGGAGGAAUUAUAAAACGUUUCAAACAAAUGAAAUCAUAUAUACUCAUUGUCGAGGUUACGAGUUUCAUGACAUAGUUAAGAUUAUUGAACUGUUUUACACAUUCAUUUUUUGAGCUUAAGUUGUGUAUAAGGUUCUAUUACUUACAAAUAUGUUUGCGAGUGUGUCGAAUUCGUUGUUUUGUGCAAUAAAA
Molecule: messenger RNA, 1797 nt
Organism: Ciona intestinalis (vase tunicate)
Lineage: Eukaryota; Metazoa; Chordata; Ascidiacea; Phlebobranchia; Cionidae
Source: RefSeq, a predicted model, not a curated record